AGACGCCACCGCGGCUGCUGGGCUCCGAGACCGGCUGCGAGCUUUCGUCCGGAGGCGGCUGCACGAUCGUCGGGCCCGUUUGCUGCACCCAGCGCCGAGACUCACGUAUCAGAGCGAGACCGUCGGAGCGCCCACCAUGAACGCUGCUGCACUGUUGUCGGCGAUGCUGCUGGUGGCCGGCUGCGCGAGCGCGGCCGCGGCGCCGGCGGCCGAGGAGCCGAUCCCGAUCGUCAGCCAGACGCAGGAGGGCCCCAACCCGGACGGCUCGUACAAGUGGGCCUUCGAGGCCGGCAACGGCAUCAAGGCCAACGAGGAGGGCCACCUGAACAACGCCGGCGCGGAGAACGAGGCCAUGCACGCCGAGGGCGCCUUCAGCUACAAGGCCGACGACGGCGCCGACAUCGCCAUGACCUACGUGGCCGACGAGAACGGCUUCCAGCCGCAGGGCGCGCACCUGCCCACGCCGCCGCCCAUCCCCGAGGCCAUCAAGCGGGCGCUCGAGUGGAACGCCGCCCACCCCGAGCAGGACGACCAGAAGUCCUGAGCGCGCGCCCGUCUCGCCUUCCCUUGCCUCUGCUUCGCGCGCACUCGUCCCAAGGAUCGAGUCCUCGCCUCUCUGCUCUCUCCCUCCUCUGUACAUACGCGUCCCGCUGUCCUCCUCGAUCGAACGAGCGCGUGUGUCGUGCUGCUGCUGCUGCUGCUGCUGCUGCUGCUGCUGCCGCCGCCGCUGCUGCCGCUGCCGCCACCCCCGCUGCCGCCGCCACCGCACGGAUGUCCUGUGUAUCGUGCGUCAAGGUAUCUGAACUUACCUGCGUCCACGUUAAAAUAUAUGUAUUUAUGUAUACGCGCAUCCGAUGAUCUGUAUCGGCUCUUGCCGUUCGCCGCAGACGCGCGGUUUUCAAUGAAAAGACAAGCAAAGGUAGACCUCACGAUCGGUAGCUCAUAAGCACUUUCUUCUUUACUGAUAGUACUUGUAUACUCUUCUCGGCGCAGCCGAUGCCGCAUUAUAAUUGUACACGUAUGAAAUAAAACGUUGCAUCCCA
Molecule: messenger RNA, 1043 nt
Organism: Phymastichus coffea
Lineage: Eukaryota; Metazoa; Arthropoda; Insecta; Hymenoptera; Eulophidae
Product: endocuticle structural glycoprotein SgAbd-8-like
Exons: 2
Coding region: 137-544 (135 amino acids)
Cellular component (GO): chitin-based extracellular matrix
Molecular function (GO): structural constituent of chitin-based larval cuticle
Source: RefSeq, a predicted model, not a curated record